UCCCUCUCUCUCCUUCUCCCCCAACCUCUCUCUCUCUCUCUCUCUCUCUCUCUUUUUCUCUUGCUCUCGCUGAACGAGUUCUCUGUUCCUUGUUUCCGCUUUCGAUAUACGGAGGAGUUCUUUGGGAGCGAGAGGGCUUGGUCCGCGUUUCCUGCUUUCUUUUGCGAUGUUUUUUGCUCGUUUACAGCCCUUGGUUUGAGGUUUGGAGGCGAAAAGGCGAGAUUUCACUGCUUGUUUGGGGGUCUCCGUUCGAUUCUUCGUCUGAGGCAUUGAAAGAGCACCAAGUUGACUUCUCCUAUCAUCAUGCGUAAUUGUGAGGUGUACGAGCUGAUCUUGGGAUUGGAGCUUCACCACAACAACUUAUACAGGGGGGUCGAAAUUAGUAUUUGGGUUGAAGGCUACUAUGAUGCACAGUAGUUAAAUGCCCUUUAGCCUUGUCAAAUGGGAAAAAGUAGUGAAGCUGCAACAUCUUCCAAAUCCGAUAAGGCCCCUUCUUCUGCGCAGGAGCAUCCAACCCCACAAGGUUAUCCAGAUUGGGCAGCUAUGCAGGCAUAUUAUGGCCCUGGAGUCGCGAUGCCACCUUAUUUCAGCACCACAGUUGUGCCUGGCCAUCCCCCUCAUCCAUUUGUAUGGAGCCCGCAGCCUUUGAUGACACCUUUUGGGGCUCCGUAUACUGCAAUCUAUCCACCUGGAUUAUACCCUCAUCCCUCAAUGCCUCGUGGAUCACAUGCACCAACCAUUGCACCAUCGUCCUCUGGAAAUGAAGCUAUCGUGAUGUUAGCUCCUCUGGCAAUUGAAGCACCUACAAAGUCAUCAAGUGACAAGGAAAAGAGCCCUGUAAAAAAAUUCAAAGGAAUUGAUGGGCUUGUUUCAAUUGCCAAUGGCAGUGCUAAGAAUUCAGCCGGAGAUCAUGCACAAAAGCUGACACAGAGUCGGGAAAAUGAUACAGAAGUUUCAACCGAGGGAAGUGAUGGAUGCAUGGAAUCUAGAGGGAAGAAAAUACGCAGGAAGAGAAGCUCUGAAGAUACAUAUAACUCUGGUAAUGAUGGGAAAGUGAAGACACUGGUCAGCCCUGUUCCUACUGUAGCGACUAAUGGAUCAGCUCAUCCUUCUUUAGCACUUAUCCCAGUACCUGCAGACAUUGUAGAAAAGACUGCAAGCACCAUUGCUCCCUCUAAUGCAACAGCAGGGUUGGGGCUCAAGGUUUCUACUAUUGUAAAAGCAAAUCCUGUUUCACCAGUAACCAGUGCCAUGUUGACAGGCAGUGAUGGAGCGCUAAAUGAACAUUGGAUUCAGGAUGAUAGGGCCCUGAAACGGGAGAGGAGGAAGCAAUCAAACCGAGAAUCUGCUAGAAGAUCAAGGUUGCGGAAGCAGGCUGAAACUGAGGAACUUGCAAUGAAAGUUGAUGCCUUGACGAAUGAGAAUUUAAGUCUGAGAUCUGAAAUUAAUCGACUGAGGGAGAAGUCAGAGAAUCUGAGACUAGAAAAUACUGCUUUGAUGGACAAGUUGAAGAAGGCAAAUAUAAAUCUGACAGAAGAGGUGGCUUGCGAAACUGGGGAUUCUCAUGGAACCAAGUCUAUUGGCACCGAGAACUUGUUGUCAAGAAUGAAUAACUCAGGCUCAAAUACUAACAGUGAUCAGUGGGAGAACGAAGGUCAUGAAAACUCUAGUGGCAAGCUCUACCAGCUCUUGGACUCAAGCCCCAGAACAACAGACGCCGUGGCCGCAGGCUGAUCCUGUCAAAAUCGGCACUCAUCGGCAUGUAGUUUUGGCACAUAUUUAUGUCCAGAACUACCUUGACGCUAACCUUGCAGCAGUCAUUGAUUUAACCAAGCAUCAGAACAGGCUAAUUAUAACUCAACAAUAUUACCUUCGCAAUGGCGCAAAAGCCUCGAGAGCUCAGCGCAGAGACUCGAAAUAAAUAAUGAUUUACCUUAUUGUUUAACUUCCUGCUUGGUGGAAUUCCAAAAUUUUAGAACCCAUGGUAUUUUAUCUGAGAAAGUGAGAACUAAUGUAUUCCUGAAAUAAGUUUUUGAGUAUUAUUAUGUGUGUCUUAGAGUGUUUACCGAUUAUCGUUGACAAACAGUCACCUAAUUGUGCUUGUACUUUGUCCGCAAGCUAUCUGAGAUUUCCAGCUGCCAAGAGUGUGGCAUCUUUUUCUCCCAUGAAACCAAUGACAUUGGAUUUGUAUAGAAUGCUUUGAUGGCAAUUGAUAUGUUUGUUUGUGAUAUAAA
Messenger RNA from Dioscorea cayenensis subsp. rotundata (Guinea yam), 2234 nucleotides. Its product is annotated as G-box-binding factor 3. The coding region runs from base 442 to 1734 and encodes 430 amino acids. Gene Ontology annotation, biological process: regulation of DNA-templated transcription. Gene Ontology annotation, cellular component: nucleus. Gene Ontology annotation, molecular function: DNA-binding transcription factor activity; sequence-specific DNA binding. The transcript is spliced from 14 exons. Lineage: Eukaryota; Viridiplantae; Streptophyta; Magnoliopsida; Dioscoreales; Dioscoreaceae. The record is from RefSeq and is a predicted model, not a curated record.